AACAGUGUUUCCGGUUACUAUUGUAUUACACUUCCAUGUUUUUCACCUCAAACUGUGCCCGUAAUGUAACCUACAAAGGGCAGCGUUGUCACUGUUAGGUGAGUCCUCCCAGGUAGGAAGUUGGAUUAUCGGUUGUCACGUCGCCCAGGUUGCGUCCAGUGGAAGAGGUGUUGACCCCGGGGGGCAACAUGGCGAACUGUUUGGCUUUCCAGAGCAAGCUCACCUCGAUCAUGGAGAUGUUAGCUAAAGCCGCCGUGCUGGAAAUUAGCAAGCUGUGGGAGGACGGCUUCACCCUCGUCCAGGUGGAGCUCCGCCGGAGAGAAAACGAAAUAGAAGCGCUGAACAGGAAGUUGAAGGUGAUGGAAAACGAGCGUUUGACGGUUCUGUCUCAGGUUCAGACUACAAAUCUGUCUUCAUCAUCUUCCUCCAUAAGAGAGCCGCAGAGCAAGCUGCUGCCGCCUACCGGUGACGGGCCGAUAAUAGAUUCAGUCAAGACUUUGUCGUCCGAGCAGACUGUCAGAGAGACGGCGGACCCCUCGGCCAAUCAAAGAACACCACCACCUUCACAGACGCAGGAGAGAGAGACCGAGCCGCUCAGGUCUGACCAAUGCGAGGACGACGGUCAGGACGACGACGACGACUUGAUCGUCAAGCUAGAAGACGAGGACGACGUGCAGAUCGUGGAGCAGGUGGUGGACUCUGAUCAGAGCGUUAACGAUGGAGCUGUUCACCAUGAGAUGGAUCUGGACCUCCAACCCGCCGAGGCGGUGGAGGAACAGGAGAACCAGCAUUGGUCGUUGGUGUCAGUGGGAGAUAGCGACACGGCUGAGGACUCGGACUGCUUUUUAGAACCGAAGCAGCUUUCACAAAACCUGGACUCUGAAAUCCUGCUCAUUCAGAACGCGUUGGACAUUUUUGAUAACUCGGCAGAGACGGCAUACUCUGACAUGUUGGAUAACCAACAAGGUGCAUCGAGUAAAUCAAGGACUCCUUUGUCUUUUAACCAAGCUCAGCCGAGUCAGCCUUUAGACGCAAUAAAUCACCCAGAGAGAGGAGUUUCUAUCAGAUUCAACAAACCACACACUAAAAACUUUGCAGCCUUUAACCCCGACCACAGGUUCUUACUCUUAAACGACCCCGAGCUGCACAAAACUAUAGCGAGUCGCCCGAUAAGGGAGAAAUGGUUCAUCUGCCCGUUCUGCGGGAAAAGCUUCGACCGCAUCAGCCAUCUGCAGAUUCACCAGCGGAUUCACACGGGGGAGAAACCGUACACGUGCGACACGUGUGGCAAGAAUUUUUCACAGAGGAGCAACCUUCGCACUCACCAGCGGACUCACAAAGACGCUCUAGCCCAAAACGCUGUUUGAUUGAACAGAAGCGGAAGACUGGGAGAGCUAGAAAUAUCUCUGUGACAUUUACGUGGAGUUCAUCUAACAAAUUAAGUUUGUUUCCUGAUACUGAAAAGUAAUGUAGCCGAGUGGUUUUACUGUGCAAUCUUGUUAUUUUUAGGAUAAAUCAAAACUUUGACAAAGCUUUGUUUUUAAAAAAAACGAACUUUGGUACGUACGUAUUGAUUUUAAAUCUGACCAGUAAAGAGUUUUAAACACUUCCAGUCCUGGAGACACAAAAAAGACAAUAAUCAGUCUUUAAUAUUUUGCAGAUUGAUGUGAUGCAGUGUGGAUUUGAUUUUCUUUUGAGGGGCUGUAGCUGAACUGUAACAGUAGAACCUCUGAUGUCCUGUUUCAUCGCUUCUUUUCUAUUCAGCGUCAACAAGCAGGUUAAACAAUCUAAACAAGCAAAUAAAAAAAUACUUACAAAUAUUCCUCGACCAGAUGGAACGACAAAAAGAAAUCUUGACCGUAAUGCUGCUGAAACAGGAAACUUUGGCACCCGGUUUCCUUUUCUUUUUUUUUUUUUAAAGGAAGGUCAUAUUUCUAGAAAAGACAAGAAAGUGAUCAUUUUAUUAAUUUAAAAAUUCAGCUUUGCAUCUUAAUGUUUUAGCUUUCCAUGGAUAUUUACAAGUCUACAGAAGAUGAAUAGGGCCAGGAAUGAGAAAAAAAUAAUGAGAGCAGGAAGAUUUGUUUUCAGUAUGCACUUCAAGAAAAAAAUCAAAAAGUCGAGAAGAAGAAAGUCAAAAUUUCACAAUAUUGUAUUUCAACGUAAUUUUCGACAUUUGGCCUUUUCUUCAACAUUUUGACUUUAUUCUCAAAGUGCAUAAUGGAAAAUGAAUCUCCCUCCUACCAUUAUUAAUUUCUCGUGUCUGGCUCUAAUCCUCUUCUGUACAAGUCAGUGAAGUUAGAUCAUUAGUCAGAAAAGACUUCAACACUCGUAUGCAUCAGUAAACAUUCUGUAGAGCGAUCUCAAGCGGGGGGGGGUCUCUCGGGGCUUCAUGGACGGUGGAAGAUUUAUCUGUGAAGGUCGUCUCUCCUGUCGUCCAGCACAGCACUUUCUGAAUGGAGGAGCUGCAUUUGAAAGAAAUUGUUGAACGUUUUCAGAAGUCUGCCUCUGAUUUCACUUUCUUCAAGUUAUGCAUUUGAUGUUACCACAGGUCUCCAGUUAGCCUAGCCUAGCUUAGCUUAGCACAAGAACUGAAAAGACCUGGCUCCCGUCAAAGGUCACCAGGACUCCUAAAACUCACCGGUUAACAAGUUUUCUGUUAAACUCAUUAGUCGAAAAUAUACUCAGCUGUAUAUGAACAAAUGUAAACAAGUUGAAUGCACACUUAGCUUGUGUGCAAAUCGAACAACACAGCAGGUUAAGGUGAGUAUUUCAGACUCUAGGGCUCUGGUAGGCGGAUAUCGUUACUACUGGACGGAGCCAGGCGAGGCUGUUUUCCCCCCGUUUCCAGUCUUUGUGCUAAGCUUGACUAAACUGCUGCUGUCCAAGCCUUUAUAUUUUUCCUUACAGGAAUGAGAGAUUAUCCUUUUUUUUUUAAAUUUAGCUCUGAAAGAAAUCAAACACUUGUAUUCAUAUUCUCAGUUAUUUUUUGGUCAUUACUGUAAGCGUCAGAAGAAAGAUAAACCAGGAAAUCACGACAGUUUGUCUAAUACAAAUGUUACAUAACUUCUACAGCUGUGAUCAAUGAUAUCCCUUUAACCUCAUGUCUGAGCUGUAACAAGUUUAAUUGUCGCAGGUUAUAAUGAUUAAAAAAAAACUGACUUUGUUUUUAUGCUGCACUUUUAUGAAUAAACAUUGAAGCAGUUA
Labrus mixtus (cuckoo wrasse) is the source of this 3204-nucleotide messenger RNA. Its product is annotated as zinc finger and SCAN domain-containing protein 5A. Bases 189 to 1367 code for a protein of 392 amino acids. The record is from RefSeq and is a predicted model, not a curated record. Lineage: Eukaryota; Metazoa; Chordata; Actinopteri; Labriformes; Labridae. The transcript has 2 exons. Gene Ontology annotation, cellular component: nucleus.